Molecule: messenger RNA, 1008 nt
Organism: Pseudocercospora fijiensis CIRAD86
Lineage: Eukaryota; Fungi; Ascomycota; Dothideomycetes; Mycosphaerellales; Mycosphaerellaceae
Product: glycoside hydrolase family 43 protein
Exons: 2
Coding region: 1-1008 (335 amino acids)
Biological process (GO): carbohydrate metabolic process
Molecular function (GO): arabinan endo-1,5-alpha-L-arabinosidase activity
Source: RefSeq, a predicted model, not a curated record
AUGGUCGCCGCCACCUUGGUCUCCGCCUCGCCGCUUCAUCUCGCCAAGCGUCAAUACCCAGCCGUCGGUGCAUGCUCGGGCAAGUGCCAGGGCGACGUCCACGAUCCCGCAGUCAUCUACCGCGAAGACACCAAAACAUACUACCGCUUCGUCACCAACAACAAGAUAUCAAUCGCCACAGCACCUAGUAUCGCCGGACCUUGGACCGACAGAGGCGCUGCGCUGCCCGCCGGCUCCAUCAUCAACCUGCCAGGGAGAGACGAUCUCUGGGCACCGGAUAUCGCUCACAUCGGUGACCAGUACCUGCUUUUCUACGCUGUCUCCCAAGUCGGAUCUCAGAACUCGGACAUUGGUGUUGCCACUUCCAAGACUAUGGACCCUGGUUCGUGGACCGAUCAUGGCAGCAUCGGCAUUCCCGCAGACAGGAGAUGGAACAAGAUUGAUGGCAACUUGUUUGGUUUCGAUCCGAAGAAUCUCGUUUUGAACUACGGCUCUUUCUGGACCGACAUCUGGCAAGUGCCUAUGUCGGCUGAUGGCCUCAGGACGAUUGGUGCACCUGUCCACGUCGCAAUGACCAACGAGCCUCGACCCAAUGGCAUGACGCCUGGUGACAUGGAGGGCGCUUAUGCAUUCAAGUGGGGCAGCUUCACAUAUCUCUUCUUCUCCGGAGGAAAUUGCUGCAACCAGGCCUGGGAUCCAAACGGACAGCUAGCUCCCAAAGGCGAGGAGUAUCACGUGAAAGUAUGUCGCUCGACACAGCAGAGUGGCGGCUUUGUUGAUCAGGAAGGUCGGAGCUGCUUGACCGACAACGGAGGAACGAUGGUGCUGGCCUCGCAUGACAACGUGUACGCUCCCGGUGGGCAAGGCGUCAUGUACGACCCCAACCUGAAGAGUGUGGUAAUGUACUACCACUACGUACAGCCAAGCCAGGGUUAUGCAUAUGACAGAUUCUUCUUUGGUUGGAGCAAGCUGGACUUCUCCAGUGGGUGGCCUGUUGUGGUUGGAUAG